GGUCAUUUUGUAGAUAUAGUAAAUCUCUGUCUCCCUCUUUCUUGCCUGUUUCUUCAUUUCCCUUCCCCUUACUGCCCUUUUUUUCCUUCAUCUUGUCAUUACAUAAAAUAAUAAUUUUCCGGCGAAAGCUGACGGAAUUUCAAGAAACCUCCGCCGGAAUUUCAAGAUUCAAUCUUUAUGGGAUUUCAAGGAUUCAAGUGAGGAAACAAGGAGAUGGGGUUGCUUAUCUGCAGAUCUAUUCAUCUGGGUAAACUAGCUUAUUCAGAUAAGUAUAGUUGUGCAUGAAUUGUUGAUGAUUUAUGUGAUAAAGUUUUGAUUUUUAUUGCUUUUUGUUCAAUGGGAGAUAGUAAUGAGACUAAGAAAACUAGUAAAGAGAUGGAGAAUUUGAGUCUUGACAACACAGCUCCUAGAGAUUUCUUGCAGAGAUUUAGUGGUGUUUCUAAUGAAAGCGAAAAAAAGAUUGAUUCAAGUAGUGAUGCUAUAGAGUUGAAUCUUGGUUUAUCACUGGGUGGAAGAUUUGGUGUUGAUAGAAGUACUAGUAGUACUAAUUCAAACAGACUUGUGAGAUCCUCUUCUGUAGCUGGAGUAAUUCCUUUAGUUAGAGAUGAACCUGAGGUUUUGACACCUCCUGCAACUGCUCCAGCUCCUUAUUCAGGGCUAGUUAGGACCUCUUCGCUUCCGGUUGAGACGGAGGAGCAGUGGAGGAAGAGGAAGGAGAUGCAGAGUUUGAGAAGGAUGGAAGCGAAGAGAAGGCGGUCUGAGAAGCAGAGGGGAAGAGGAGGUGAGGAGGACAGGAGAGGUGGUCAAAGGCAAUUGUAUGUGGAGGCUAUGAGUAAGGUGGGAUCAUCCGCGGCGCCGCAGUUUGGGUUGCCUUCUUGGGCUGUUGCUGCUAAACAGACUAUUCUUGGUGGGGGAAUUGAGGGUGUAAUUGCAAGAGGGAGGGGGAAUUCUGGCGGUAGUGGACAGGAGUUGGCUCGAGGAGGUUCUUCGAGUGUGUCGGAUAUGGAGAGUAGCAAAGCACCUCAAGGGGCUUCUAGUUGUGGGGAUAUUAGUCCAGCUAGCAUUCAGUCAGCCCGAAGAUCUCAAGAUUCAGAAGGUUCUCUGGGAAAAAAGGAGGGAGAAAAUGCUGGUAGACCUCCAAGGGCUGAGCUUGAAAAUCCUAAUAAGAGAAUGAAUGCAGCGAGCAGCGGAACAAAGGAUAGCGGAAUGAACUCAUUGGAGGACAUGCCAUGUGUGUUCACAAAAGGUGACGGUCCUAAUGGGAGAAGAAUAGAAGGAAUUCUGUACAAGUAUGGAAAUGGAGAAGAAGUGAGGAUAAUGUGUGUGUGUCAUGGUGAUUUUUAUUCUCCUGCCGGAUUUGUCAAGCAUGCAGGUGGAACUGAUAUCGCACAUCCACUCAAGCAUAUAGUUGUAAAUCCCGGUUCUUCCUAGGGCAUUUGAAAACAGGACAGGAUUGAUGUAUUCAUCUCCAGUCCUUGCAUGUAACUAUGAGUGUUUUAUUUCCAUUUGGAGGCUAAAUGUUCAGUAAGAUUUUUUUAAAGUACCAUUUCAUAAGAGAAGAAAGCAUGCUGUUGGCAUGGAAUUUUUAGACA
Messenger RNA from Daucus carota subsp. sativus, 1592 nucleotides. RefSeq names its product ninja-family protein AFP1. The transcript is spliced from 2 exons. Gene Ontology annotation, biological process: signal transduction; negative regulation of DNA-templated transcription; response to abscisic acid. Bases 337 to 1431 code for a protein of 364 amino acids. Lineage: Eukaryota; Viridiplantae; Streptophyta; Magnoliopsida; Apiales; Apiaceae. The record is from RefSeq and is a predicted model, not a curated record. Gene Ontology annotation, cellular component: nucleus.